Molecule: messenger RNA, 1212 nt
Organism: Aspergillus pseudoviridinutans
Lineage: Eukaryota; Fungi; Ascomycota; Eurotiomycetes; Eurotiales; Aspergillaceae
Product: DUF2786 domain-containing protein
Exons: 1
Coding region: 1-1212 (403 amino acids)
Source: RefSeq, a predicted model, not a curated record
AUGCCACCCCCGGAGCGCGGCCUUGCUCGGAAAGAGCGAAAAUCAAGGGCACCGCUGCAGAAGGCAACUGUGACCGAAACCGCCCAGGAGCGACCCAGAGAAGCGACCGAGACCUUGGACCGAGGUAUCCUUGAGAAGAUUCAGAAAUGUCUAAAACGAGCUGCUCAUAGCAGCUCCACGGAGUCGGAAGCCAAAGCCGCCCUAUUUGUCGCCCACAAAAUGAUGACCCAGUAUAAUGUCACCCAGGCGGAUCUAUUGGCUAGCGAACUUGACAAGAGCAAGGCAAAAUAUGGGGGAAGAAGUGUGGUGUCCAUUAGGCAUACUGACUCCUCAAAGCGUGUUACUAAAGAGAGCUUCGUCGGCAAGGUGGCCAAGGCCAUGUGCACUUUUUUCGAUUGCAAAUGCUUCUCAACAGAUUAUGGUUCAUCCAUGCAAUGGACCUUUUACGGUAUCGCGGAAAAUACAGUCGCAGCGGCAUCGGCGUUUGAGAUGGCCCAUAAUAAGAUCCUUGACUGGGCCUGCUCCUACAAAGGCGGUUCGCCUACCUUUAGCUAUCGUAUCGGCGUUGCCGAUGGGCUGGUAGCCAUGGCCAACCGCGAGAAGAAGAGAGAGCUUGAGGACGUAAGGCGAAAGGAGCUGGAUAUCGUCGCCGCCAGAGCGAUGGAGCGCCAACAGCAACUUGAUAGACUCUACACCCUGCCUGCACUAGACAUCAACCUUGUUGGAGCCAAAGCCKAGGAUAGCUUUUGCGGUGAUUUCUUCUUUGACGACUCCGACACCCUUUUCGAGCUUUUUGAUAUUUAUGAGUCUAGUGACCGCGGGGGAGAGGCCGACUUUAACGAGAACAACAAGAGUGCUAUAGACACUAUGCGAGGCGUGGAUGACAAUAUUGAAACAGUCAUCAAGCAAGAAUCUUAUGGAAUUUCUGGCCUUGCCAGUAUUCCCCUGUCCUCUGCUGAACAGAAAUUGUCUGCUUCUUCAUCCGCCCCUACAACGAAUGAAGAUGCAUUGCCCUCACCGUGGGCGUCUGAGAUGCAGCUGACGCGGUUUCGCGCCACCUCAGAACAAAUUGCAGAUGACUUCAUCAAGGAAAACAACAUAAAGCUAUAUCACCAAAGGUCACGUCCAGUUACGGCUCGAGACGCCCACGCUUAUCGGCAGGGAUGGGAGGACAGUUCGAAAAUUGACCUCCGUCAGCGACGCCUCGAGUGA